UUUUCCCUUAAACAUCUAUACCCUGCCACGCAUAUCGCUCAUUCGGCUGCUGUAAUUAUUGGGGCUCCGGAUGUUUACGUGAAUCCGUUUCACUCCCGAGCGGCUUAUCUGGGGGCCCAGAUAUUGAAGACAGUCCAGGUUACUGUUCGAUAUCUCGUUGGACAUAGGAUCGGCAAGCUCCUCCGCUUGUGCAUGAUGCCACGAGGCGUUUUCCUACGCUCUGGCGGAAGCGCCCUACAAGCCUUAAGGGCCUUGGAUGGCUCAGCUAGCAUUCUUGAGGCGUCAGCUUGCGCCAGCGCUUCAACAGUCAGCGGACUGUCAACUUCGUUGCCCGACCACACCGGCAUCGCUACGUUGCCCCGAUGCGACUUAGCGCCUGCCAACGUCGCUGCUAGCAGCCGACACUUGGUCACCCGACUUGUGGGCAUGAGGAGCGAUGAAAUCUCCCUUCACCGUCCGCUUUUCCAGCAUCGUCCCUUCAGCAGCGGUGCCGUCAAAGCAGCGGAGCCAAGCACGCCAGUCUUCGCCGUUGCCGGGGUGCCGGAGGCGACCGAUGAGGACCCACAUGCACACAUGACACCCAAGGCGGUUGUAGAGCUGUUAGACAGGUACAUCAUCGGUCAGGACGACGCCAAGCGCGCCGUGGCAGUGGCCUACCGCAACCGCUGGCGCCGCAAGCGCGUGCCGCCCUCCAUCCGGGAUGACAUCGUACCCAAGAACAUCCUGCUCAUAGGGCCCACCGGCUGCGGCAAGACGGAGAUCGCACGGCGGCUGGCCAAGCUGGCGAACAGCCCCUUCGUCAAGGUUGAGGCCACCAAGUUCACGGAGGUGGGCUACCACGGUCGCGAUGUGGACACCAUCAUUCGGGACCUGCUGGAGGCGGCCAUAGGGCUGGUGCGGGGGCGGCUGCGGAGGCAGCACGCGGCGGCACUCAAGGCGGCCGUGGAGGAGCGGCUGCUGCGGGCGCUGCAGCAGCAGGAGCAGCUGGGGCUAGCGGGGUCGGUGUUUGCGCUGGAGGCGCUGAGGGAGCGGCUGAGGAAAGGCGAGUUGGAGGAGGCCCUCAUAGAGGUGGACCUCACCCCGCCCGCCAACGGGGGGGCAGGCGGGCUGGGGGGCGGCCGGGGGGGCGGGGGCGGCAUCAUCGACCUGGGAGGCGGCGGCGGGGGCGCUCCGGGCCCCGUGGUGAUUAACCUGGAGCGGCUGAUGGGCGGAGGCAGGCGGGACGUGCGCACGCUGAGGGUCCGCGAGGCCCGGCCGCUGCUGGAGGACGUGGAGGCGGAGCGGCUGUUCCCGCCCGAGCAGCUGGUGAAGGAGGCCAUCGCGGCGACGGAGCAGGACGGCAUCGUGUUCAUUGAUGAGAUCGACAAGAUCGUGAGCGGCGGGCGCGGCGACCGCUCCUGGCGCAGUGGCGACCCCUCCAGCGAGGGAGUGCAGCGGGACCUGCUGCCCAUCAUCGAGGGCUCCGUGGUGAGCACCAAGCACGGCAACGUGAACACCGACCACAUCCUCUUCAUCUGCGCGGGCGCCUUCCACUCCGUGAAGCCGUCGGACCUCAUGGCGGAGCUGCAGGGCCGGCUGCCCAUCCGUGUGGAGCUCAAGCCGCUCAGCCGCCACGACUUCCUGCGCAUCCUCACUGAGCCCGAGUACAACCUGGUCAGGCAACAACAGGUGCUGCUUGCCUCCGAGGGCGUGGACCUGCACUUCACCCCCGAGGCGCUGCAGGAGCUCACUCGGGUGGCGGAGGAGGUCAACCGCGCCACCCACAACAUGGGCGCGCGGCGGCUGCAUGCGGUGCUGGAGCGGGUGGUGGAGGAGGUGAGCUUCGCGGCGCCGGAGCUGGUGGCGGCGGCAAGGAGGGAGCGGGAGGAGAAGGAGCGGGAGGAGAAGGAGAGGCAGGACAAGGAGCGGGAGGAGAAGGAGAAGGCGGUGGUGGCCAAGGCAGCAGAAGGAGGAGAGGAGGAGCAGGGGGCGGUGACGGCGGAGGCGGAGGCGGGAGGAGAGCAGGAGGUGGAGGCGGCGGGGUCCAAGAAGGAGGAGAAGGUGGCGAAGGAGGAGGCGGGGCAGCAGCAGCAGCAGCAGCAAGAGGGUGCUCCUGUUGCCGCCCCUGCUGCUGCCCCUCCUCGGGUGAGGUAUGUGAUUGACAAGGCGCAUGUGGAGCGCACGCUGAGCGCCCUGCUGCACAAGCAGGACCUCACACGGUACAUCCUGUGAGGGGGUGGGGUUGGAGGCGGCUGUAAAGAGGAAAGAGGAAGAUUAUAUGUUGUUAGUUGUUGUCGGUAGUGGCAACCCCUGGCGUGGGGGCUUAAGGGGGAAGAGGUAGAGGACUAACCAGUUUUCUUAACACACAUGGCACCUCACCACGUGUUGGGUCCAACCUGGUGGGAGGUGAGGUAAGGGGUGGGUGUGCUGCCGGCCGGCUGCAUGGUUGCGGACGGUACGGGAAACGGUAUGAAGGGUGAGGCUGCUGGAGAUAAGGAGGGAGUCCAGUAAGGGAAGUGAAGGUGGAGGAGGGUUGUGUACUUGUGUUGUGGUAAUGGUGUGUGUAGUUGGUGGGUUGGUGGUGGUGGAGGUGUAGGACUGCUGCGGCAAGAGUUAGCGCUAGAAGGAUGUUGGCGUUACGCCGAUAGUGGUCUGGCUAGUGGUUGGAUAUGGGGUACAGAGGAAGAACCAGCGUUGUGAGCAUGUGGCAGGGCAUCAGCACCAUGAAUGGUUGCUUUGGGCCGGUUGGGAUCUGUGAGGCUCGUCGUGAAGCUUGGCCUUGGUCGUGUUGUUGAGGGAAAGACCCUCGGGUAACCUCUCUUGAGCCUUUUCCUCCGACAUUUCUAGGGUGUUGCUACAAAGGCCCCCCUUCUACUUUUACGCUCUCGUUUCCUAUGUAAGUGCACACUUUACACUUGUGGACCGGGUUGACAGGGCAGGUAUCGACAGGUUCGGAUUUCCAGAUAGGACAGUUGGAAUGAAGCGGAUGCAUCGGUAAACUGAGGCGGAUGCCCCGACGCGCUGAGUCCAACAUCCUGGAGCACGGGCAUGGAUGUAAACAUGUAUGGAAUA
Molecule: messenger RNA, 3051 nt
Organism: Astrephomene gubernaculifera
Lineage: Eukaryota; Viridiplantae; Chlorophyta; Chlorophyceae; Chlamydomonadales; Astrephomenaceae
Source: the annotation of a GenBank genome assembly